Harmonia axyridis is the source of this 1447-nucleotide messenger RNA. RefSeq lists its product as uncharacterized. The transcript is spliced from 3 exons. The record is from RefSeq and is a predicted model, not a curated record. NCBI's taxonomy places the organism in Eukaryota, Metazoa, Arthropoda, Insecta, Coleoptera, Coccinellidae. The coding region runs from base 373 to 1173 and encodes 266 amino acids.
AUUGAAGACAGAUAUGAAAUGAUUUAGUUUGUAGAUUUACAUAAAAAAUGUAAACAGAUGAUAAAUGUUUAUCGCAAAUUUCGGGUUAGGUUAAGUUGAAAACAUAUUUGAGUUAAAGAACUAGAGAAUCACAAUUUCAUGAAAUAUCUCAUCUCAGUGAUUAUCUGGAUGGCAACCCAUCUUUUGUACAGUACCUAGAAUACGUUUCCUGAUGCAGAUUUUUCAGAGGACUCCAGAAAUUCAAGCAAUGCUUCACGUAUGUGUUAUGUAAAUGUGUAACCAUAAAUUCACGCCCUGUUCCUUCUGCCCAGCUAGCUAUCGAAAUUGUUAUGACCUUAUGUGAUGCGGUGUUAAAUUUCCAUAAAGGCCACAAUGAAGUUAGCAACCCCAAGAAUUUUUAUAGGACAUAGGAAUGAAGCAGAAGUUUAUCUAUCGAGGAGCAAACGAAAGAAGGAAUUUCAUGUUUGCUAUAUUUGUCAUCAAAAGUUUCAAUCUCAUGAAAUGUUAGAAGUUCACCAAGUACUACAUAAAUCAAGGUAUAAAAAGACAAAAAAAGUUUUACUAAAUACAGAAGACAAAAAGGACGAUAUUGUAAAAGAAUUGGAUCAAAAAUCUACAAUGGAGGACCAGAGUUCAAUCAAAUAUGAUCAAUCCGUAGAUGUGAGAGCUUCUAAUAAACCGCAAAAUACUCCGACUGAAGAGAUAAAACAACAAAUGGAAAAGGAAACAAGAGGAUCGGAAAAUGUAGAUGUGAUCAUAGCAGCUUCGAAUCAACAGCAAAAAAUGAUGGAUCCACCUGAAGAGAACAAACAACAAAAUGAAAAGGACAUAAGAGGAUCGGAAAAUGAGAUAAAAGAAAACCUUGAUGGAGCACAUCAAACAGAUGAUCCAAAUUCUAUCCAAUCUGUACUUAAAGUUGUAGAGGAUACCCAAAACCAUAACAAAGGACUUGAUAAUCAGCCACUUCCAUUCAGGAAACGAAAAAUAAAAGCAAGCAAUAUUAUGUUCAAAUUAGGUCGAUCCGAGAUAGCUAAGAAUCCUGAUAAAGAAAAUGCGGAAAAGACCAAUACUGAUUGGGAGGCAGUAGACACACACAGAAUUGUGCGUAUGUUGCAUGCAUCUUUUCAGUUGAUUUCUAGACCAAUUCGUAGACCAAUUAAGACAUUAUCCUGAUUCCUAACUAAGUCGAGAUAUACGACGUUAUAUUGUUAUUUUUUAUCUCUGCUGAUUAUUCUUAGUACUUGGGUGAGAAUUAGUUUGUCGAUUUGUUUUGAUUUUAAUUGUUUUUUCCUAUUUAUUGUGCCAUUUUUAAUGACUUAUAUGAAAAUGUCUUUAUUGCUUUAAUUAUUAUUAUCAUCUUAUUGUAUAUAUCCUUUUAUUUCACUUAAAAAUGUAUUGAUUUCAAGAAUUGACUGCCAAAUAAAUUAUUCCUGAUAACAAAAAAAAA